Syzygium oleosum is the source of this 1420-nucleotide messenger RNA. RefSeq names its product GDSL esterase/lipase At4g10955-like. NCBI's taxonomy places the organism in Eukaryota, Viridiplantae, Streptophyta, Magnoliopsida, Myrtales, Myrtaceae. The record is from RefSeq and is a predicted model, not a curated record. The transcript has 2 exons. Bases 91 to 1239 code for a protein of 382 amino acids.
UCUCUCUGUAUAUAUAUAUGGGAAUGAGUUGAAGAUGCAAAAGCGAGGAGGUGGAGUUGAUGAGGAAGAGCUGAACCGAAUCGAAUUUCGAUGGCGAACAGAAGUGCAGAGGAGAUACCGGCGAACGACAAGCAGGGUCGGGCUCGGCCUCAUCCUGAUGCGUUUCACGUGUCUGGACCUCGCCAUCUCUCUUGUCCCAACUGGAGACACCUCAUCAGCUCCGCUUGGAAGGAUGGGAACUAUAAAAGAACUGUCAUGGCCUGCUUCAUACAGUCAGUGUACCUCCUGGAAUUGGAUAGACAAGAGAACCGGUCAGAAGAAAACGCUCUAGCUCCAAAUUGGUGGUUGCCAUUCAAAUUCAAGCUAGUUCAAACCCUUAUCGAUGAGCGGGAUGGAUCCAUUUUCGGGGCACUACUAGAAUGGGACACAUCUGCAGCGGUAGCCGAUUUUAUACUCCUUAGACCGAGCGGAGUGCCAAAAGCAGUUCUGGCACUCAGGGGGACAUUACUCAAGAGCCCUACAAUUUGUAGGGACAUUGAGGAUGACCUCCGGUUCCUAGCUUUGGAAAGCUUGAAAGGUUCUGUAAGGUAUACAAUAGCACUGGAGACGUUAAAAUCAGUCGCCCAAAAGUACGGAAGCAGAAAUGUUUGUGUCGCAGGGCAUUCUGUAGGAGCGGGUUUCGCUCUUCAGGUGGGGAAAGCAUUGGCUAAAGAGGGCAUUUAUGUGGAUGCGCAUUUAUUCAACCCUCCUUCUCUUUCGCUGGCUAUGAGCCUAAGGAAUAUCGGAGAGAAAGCUGGGGACGCCUGGAAGAAGUGCAGAUCUAUGUUUUCUUCAAACGAAAACAAGGCAAUUGGUGCUGCAGAAGAGAGGAAUCCUGUUUUAGGCUUGAACAAUUGGGUUUCAUACUUUUAUGGGAACAAGAAUUCUAGCACAGGGAUGCAAAAAUGGGUACCUCACCUGUAUGUGAACAAUAGCGACUACAUUUGCUGCUAUUAUACUGAUCCCAAUAAGGAUGCCACGAAAGAAGAUCUGGGACCUGAGAAUGGUCAUGUAGCAGCGAAGCUGUUUGUGAUGUCCAAGGGAAAACAAAAGUUCCUUGAAGCCCAUGGACUAGAGCAGUGGUGGUCCAAUGAUUUGGUUCUUCAGCUGUCUCUGCAUAAUAGCAAGCUCAUAAGCAGACAGUUGAGGAACUUAUACCACCUUCCAGCAGCGCAAAAUCCACAGAGGAAGCCUCAAUAGCAUAUAUAAGCAGGUUGCCUUCUCUUUGUCGAUAACUCAAUCGCUAGGGGCACCUGUUGUGCUACGACUGUGAUUGAUGCCUCUAUGCUUCAAGAAUUGUUCAAAAUAAUCCUAAUGUCGACACUUUAUAUCUUCUAUUCCAAUUAUGCAAUUGUCUAUCAUCUCAACUUUUGCCGGAGUC